Ipomoea nil (Japanese morning glory) is the source of this 2512-nucleotide messenger RNA. RefSeq lists its product as uncharacterized. The transcript is spliced from 5 exons. The record is from RefSeq and is a predicted model, not a curated record. Lineage: Eukaryota; Viridiplantae; Streptophyta; Magnoliopsida; Solanales; Convolvulaceae. Bases 122 to 2224 code for a protein of 700 amino acids.
AGGAUAAAGCGCAAGCCGGGUUUCCCUCCAUCGAUACGAUCUGAUCUGAGCAAAAUUCCAUUUUCAAAGUUCCGGCAGUCCAUUCUCCUGGGCACCCCGCCGCCGCCGCCGCCGUCGUCACAUGUUCCGCAACCUGCGCUCGCGGCGGCGUCCGCGAUACGGAGCUCAACUCUGUGCCUUUGCUGCUGCCAUUCUCCUCCUCCUCUCCGUCUCCCUCCUCUACACCCGACUCAACUUCUUCCACUCCCACCAGCCGCAUUCCUACACCAGUCAGUACGACGCCGUUUCGCUCAACAACCCCCUUAUCGACGACCUCGCUGACCCCGAUUUCCACUCCUCCUCCUCUGAUGACCGCAUCGACGAGUUUGAUGACGCCAUCCAGCUCAACUCCAACGACGACGAAAAUUCCGAGCCCGAAGAGGAAGACGGGGAAGAGAAUAAUCAGAACUCGAGAGCCUCGUCGAAGACAUACUUUUACGACCAUAAAAUCGGCGUCGUUAGGAGGGCCUUUAACAAGCGGUCGAUUGAGGAAUGGGAAGAUUACGUGAACUUUGAAUCGAGCUUAAAGUUAGGGUUUGGGUAUGUGACUGAUGAGUCUAAGGAGGCGAUUGGAUCGGACGAUUUGCCAGUAGAUGAGAAGAUGAGGAAGAAAUUGAGUGAAGUAAGGAGCAUUGAAGAUGCAUUGUUGUUGAAGGGCUCACCACUGAGGGAGGGUUGGGGAGACUGGUUCGAUAAGAAGAGUGAUUUCUUGAGGAAAGAUCGCAUGUUUCGAUCGAAUUUGGAAAGUUUGAACCCGAAUAAUAAUCCAAUGUUGCAGGAUCCUGAUGGGGUUGGUCUGACUGGAUUGAGUCGAGGGGAUAGGGUUGUGCUCAAAGGAUUGAUGAAUGAAUUUAAAAAAGUUCCAUUCUUGGUGAAAAAGCCACUAUCGAUCACAGAUUCAGAGAAAUCCACAUCAGCAGAAAAUAAUGUUCUGGGUACUCAUAACAUGGAAACUAUAGAAAAGAAUGAUGUGAGGAUGAAAACCUUUCAAUCUGACUCAGAAUCAGUGAAAAUGAAAGGUGAUGUUGCUAUUAAGGGAAGGGAUAAUGAAGUCAACCAAGGGAGAAGUGAAAUCAUUAGAGCUGAGAGGAGAAGUUUAAAAGACAAUGCUAAUAAUCAAUUACAUAUUGAAAGAGUUGGGGGUGAUAAUGUUGGGGUUUUAGCAAAUAAGAACACAGAGGAGACAGAGGUGAAUGGGGGAAGUGAUGUGAAAAUUAUGGAGAAAAAUAGUGUGCUGAGAAGAGAGGUGAAUAAACCAGUAUAUGCUGAUGGGAAGAGAUGGGGUUAUUUUCCAGGUUUACAACCAAACCUGUCCUUUAUGAAUUUUAUGGAUUUGUUUUUCAGGAAAGGAAAAUGCAAUAUGAGGGUUUUUAUGGUGUGGAAUUCACCGCCAUGGAUGUUUAGUGUUCGUCAUCAGAGGGGACUGGAGAGCCUUCUUUACCAUCAUCCAGAUGCUUGUGUGGUGGUGUUCUCAGAGACAAUUGAGCUCAAUUUCUUCAGUGGUUUUGUGAAAGAUGGGUUUAAAGUAGCUGUCGUUAUGCCCAAUCUUGAUGAGUUACUGAAAGAUACACCAACACAUAUGUUUGCCUCAGUCUGGCAUGAGUGGAAGAAGACAAAAUAUUAUCCUACUCAUUAUAGUGAGCUCAUCAGGCUUGCUGCUCUCUACAAGUAUGGUGGAGUCUAUCUUGACUCUGACAUCAUAGUGUUGAACCAACUUUCUUCACUUAAUAAUACUGUUGGCAUGGAUGAAGGGAUGGAUGGAAACACUUUGAGUGGCGCUGUGAUGGCAUUCAGAAAGCAUAGUCCCUUUAUAAUGGAGUGUUUGAAUGAGUUCUAUUCAUCAUAUGAUGACUCACAAUUGAGGUGGAAUGGAGCCGAGCUUUUGAUUAGAGUUGCUGGUAACUUUUCAAGUAAUGAUAAUGUCUCCAACAAAAAUAUGGAGCUUAGAUUGCAACCAUCCUCUCUUUUCUUCCCAAUAAGUCAUGGCAAUAUUCUAAGAUACUUAACUGCACCAGUUACAGAAAGUGAAAGAUCUGAACAAGAUGCUCUCUUUAAAAAGAUCCUUGAUGAGUCUCUCACAUUUCACUUAUGGAAUAGCAUAACCUCAGCCACUGUUCCAGAGCCUAACAGCCUUGUAGCCCGGAUUAUAAAUCAUCACUGUCUUCACUGCUCCGAAGAAUUGUAGUAUACACAGUAAGCGAUCGUUCAUGGCUUCGUUGAAUGCUUCUAUACUUGCUCCGCUGAAUUCCUAGUAAACGGAAACAUUACGAGCUGGUUGAUUAAUGCAUUAUGCUGUACAGUCGAAAUUGCCCUUGGAUUUUGGCAAGUCUUUGCUAUGGUGAUGGCAUCUUGAGUUCCAAGUAGCUUUGUGAGAAAUGUGAUGCUUUGGAUGGAGGUUGUAAUAGGUUUUUUUUUGACAAGUCAUGUAAAGUAUUAUUUUUAUUUUGAAGAAAGAGUUCACCAUAUAGAGAGA